CAGCUUACAUCUCCUUCGUCCUGCUCGCCGGAGCAGCAAGUGUCUCCUCCGUCCUGCUUGCCGACAAGAAAGAAGCCUUGUUCCGGCGGCUUCGUGUGGGGCGUGUGACCUGCAGCGCCGGCGGCCCGUGCGGUGGCUUCGGUGUCCUCCCGCGGCGGAGCUCUUCAGCGGCCUUCUCCGCUCGGCGCGGACGGAGCUCAGCGGCCUUCUCCGCACGCGGGCGGCGCGGAAGAAGCUCCGUCUCCGCGCUCGUCCCCUCCACGGCUCCACUGCCCUGCCUCUCUAUUGCCAGUCUCUUCCUUCACGCCGCCACGCUUCUCGUUCUCGGCCGCUUCGCAAUUUCCCGGCAUAACCCACCCUCCCACUAGUUUCCCUUUCCUCCUGCUACAGUACUACACCCCUUUCCCACUACCCAAACAUAGGUUAGGGUUCAACUGCCUCCUCAUAUCCCAUUCCCACCCCUGAUAUCCCACUUCCCAAACGGCACCUAAGGCGGAAUCCUCCGCCUGCGGCCACCGCUCGCCGUCGAACCGCCGCCGCCGCCGCUGCCGCCGAAGGGAUUAUCAGAUCAGAUGGGGACUUCGGUGCAGGUGACGCCUCUCAGUGGGGCGUACGGGGAGGGUCCCCUGUGCUACCUGCUCGCUGUCGACGGCUUCCGCUUCCUCCUCGACUGCGGAUGGACGGACCUCUGCGAUACCUCGCAACUUCAACCCCUCGCCAAGGUUGCACCAACUGUAGAUGCUGUUCUUCUGUCACAUCCUGACAUGAUGCAUCUAGGAGCUUUGCCUUAUGCUAUGAAACAUCUUGGGCUCUCUGCACCAGUUUAUGCAACAGAACCCGUGUUUAGACUUGGCCUUUUGACCAUGUACGACCAUUUCCUAUCUCGAUGGCAAGUUUCAGACUUUGACUUGUUUACUUUGGAUGAUGUUGAUGCUGCAUUCCAAAAUGUUGUGAGAUUGAAAUACUCACAAAAUUACCUUCUGAAUGAUAAAGGUGAAGGGAUUGUUAUUGCUCCACAUGUGGCUGGGCAUCUUUUGGGGGGUACAGUGUGGAAGAUUACAAAAGAUGGGGAGGAUGUUGUGUAUGCUGUUGACUUCAACCAUCGGAAAGAGAGGCAUUUGAAUGGCACCGUUCUUGGAUCUUUCGUGCGGCCAGCUGUUCUUAUAACCGAUGCUUACAAUGCUUUGAACAAUCAAGGCUAUAGAAAAAAGCAAGAUCAAGAUUUCAUUGAUUCAUUAAUUAAAGUUCUAGCAACUGGUGGAAGUGUGCUACUUCCUGUUGAUACGGCUGGUAGAGUGUUGGAACUUCUUUUGUUAUUGGAUACGUACUGGGAUGAACGGCGAUUGCAGUAUCCUAUCUACUUUCUGACAAAUGUGUCGACAAGUACUGUUGACUAUGUCAAGAGUUUUCUUGAAUGGAUGCGUGAUCAGAUAGCAAAAUCUUUUGAAAGCAAUAGAGCCAAUGCCUUCUUGUUGAAAAAGGUAAUGCUGAUAAUUAACAAAGAAGAGCUUGAGAAAUUGGGAGAUGCUCCAAAGGUGGUUCUAGCAUCCAUGGCAAGUUUGGAGGUUGGCUUUUCUCAUGACAUAUUUGUUGAGAUGGCAAAUGAAGCAAGAAAUCUAGUGCUCUUUACUGAGAAGGGACAGUUUGGGACACUGGCUCGAAUGCUCCAAGUGGACCCACCCCCUAAAGCUGUAAAGGUCACUAUGAGCAAGCGCAUUCCUUUGGUGGGUGAUGAACUAAAGGCUUAUGAAGAAGAACAGGAACGGAUAAAAAAAGAAAAAGCGCUAAAGGCUAGCCUUGUCAAAGAAGAGGAGCUGAAGGCUUCUCUUGGAUCAAAUGCCAAGGCUUCUGACCCAAUGGUCAUUGAUGCAAGCUCAUCUCGAAAAUCUGCGAAUGCUGGUUCACAUUUUGGUGGGAACACUGAUAUUCUCAUUGAUGGAUUUGUACCUCCUUCAACCAGUGUUGCUCCAAUGUUUCCCUUUUUUGAAAACACUGCUGAAUGGGAUGACUUUGGUGAGGUCAUCAACCCUGAUGAUUAUAUGAUGAAACAAGAAGAAAUGGAUAAUACUCUGAUGCUUGGUCCUGGAGAUGGUUUAGAUGGUAAGAUUGAUGAUGGCUCAGCACGCCUGCUUCUCGAUUCAACACCCUCAAAAGUCAUUUCCAAUGAGAUGACUGUUCAAGUGAAAUGCUCAUUGGUUUAUAUGGACUUUGAAGGUCGCUCUGAUGGGCGUUCUGUAAAAUCAGUUAUUGCUCAUGUGGCUCCACUGAAACUUGUUCUGGUGCAUGGAUCAGCGGAAGCAACUGAACAUUUGAAAAUGCAUUGCACAAAGAAUUUAGACCUUCAUGUUCAUGCUCCUCAGAUUGAGGAAACAAUUGAUGUAACAUCGGAUUUAUGUGCUUAUAAGGUCCAACUUUCAGAGAAGUUAAUGAGUAACAUCAUUUCUAAGAAGUUGGGUGAGCAUGAAAUUGCUUGGGUGGAUGCAGAAGUUGGAAAAGAAGAUGAGAAGCUUAUUUUGCUCCCCCCAUCAUCAACACCGCCACCCCACAAGCCAGUUCUUGUGGGUGAUUUAAAAUUGUCCGAUUUUAAACAGUUUUUGGAAAAUAAAGGCUGGCAGGUUGAAUUUGCCGGAGGUGCUUUGCGGUGUGGCGAAUACAUCAUGGUGCGCAAGAUUGGAGAUUCUAGCCAAAAGGGCAGCACAGGGUCUCAGCAGAUCGUCAUUGAGGGCCCACUCUGCGAGGACUAUUACAAGAUCAGGGAGCUUCUGUACUCGCAGUUCUACUUGCUGUGAGACAACUGCAUCUCUCGUGGUACAUUUAACCCAGUCGUGUUGUGCAAGUGAUGAGUGCAUAGGCAAGAGAGGGACCCGGGAGCUGUUUUGGUGGUAGGAAUUAGGAUGUAUUGGAACCGGCUGCACUCGAGAAUGUACUGGGCAGUGGGCAUACCAAGAUUACAUUUGGAUAAUGUCAGAAAACCUUUAAUCUUGCUGCAUAAGUACUAACCUGGUGUUUGACAUCUUUUGUUUCCCCUUUCACAUGCUUAGACUUGUGUUGGCCGAAAUUAGUACAAGAAUGGUAUAUGCUGUCUGUGGAAGUGCUGAACUGGGAAGAUGCACUACUGAUGUUACCUGUUCUUUGGCACGGGACAGACGAGAGGACUGCUACUCAAGCUGCCUAACCAACUUAGCUAGAGGCAGUGUGUCUUGCAAUGUCUGGAAGAUGAAAGUGACGCUUGGUUGUCUGUUCAGUGUCAUUUAGGGGGUGUUUAGUUCCUCAUAAAAUGUAAAAUGCAAAAUGCCAAUUACUUUGAAAUGAUGGAAUGCAAAAUGGUAAUUUUUUAGUGU
This is a messenger RNA of Sorghum bicolor (sorghum), 3341 nucleotides long. RefSeq names its product cleavage and polyadenylation specificity factor subunit 2. The transcript is spliced from 18 exons. Gene Ontology annotation, molecular function: RNA binding. Gene Ontology annotation, cellular component: mRNA cleavage and polyadenylation specificity factor complex. The record is from RefSeq and is a predicted model, not a curated record. The coding region runs from base 573 to 2789 and encodes 738 amino acids. Gene Ontology annotation, biological process: mRNA 3'-end processing by stem-loop binding and cleavage. NCBI's taxonomy places the organism in Eukaryota, Viridiplantae, Streptophyta, Magnoliopsida, Poales, Poaceae.